AUGGGUUUCCAUUUACAUGGUAUCCGAAGGUCAUCAUUCACAAGUAGCCAAGCAGCUGCAAAAGUACCAAAGGGCUAUCUUGCGGUAUAUGUUGGAGAGAAGCACAAGCGGUUUGUGAUUCCCAUAUCAUAUUUGUACCAACCUUCAUUCCAAUACUUGCUUAGUCAAGCUGAAGAAGAGUUCGGACAUGAUCAUCCCAUGGGUGGCCUCACAAUUCCUUGCAGCGAAGAUGUCUUUGAACGUACAACUUCUGGCUUGAAGGGACAAUAA
This is a messenger RNA of Sphenostylis stenocarpa, 270 nucleotides long. Lineage: Eukaryota; Viridiplantae; Streptophyta; Magnoliopsida; Fabales; Fabaceae. The record is from the annotation of a GenBank genome assembly.